Molecule: messenger RNA, 2457 nt
Organism: Labeo rohita (rohu)
Lineage: Eukaryota; Metazoa; Chordata; Actinopteri; Cypriniformes; Cyprinidae
Product: ribonuclease inhibitor
Exons: 12
Coding region: 31-2442 (803 amino acids)
Molecular function (GO): protein binding
Source: RefSeq, a predicted model, not a curated record
ACUGCAGUGGACAAGAAGCAUGAGAGUCGCAUGAGAUUCCUUCGCUUCCUUCCCAGACUGUCACUCCCGUCCAAAAAAAACAUGAUUGAUUUGCUCAAGACUGCAGUGGACAAGGCACUAGAGAGUGAUAAUGGGCACCUGGAUCUUUUUCUUCGAUUCCUUCUUGGUUUGUCACUCCAGUCCAAUCAGCGACUCUUACAGGGUCUGUUGACACAGCAGGAUGGAAAUGACCAAAUCAAAAAGGAAAUAGUUCAGUACAUCAAGCAGAAAUUUGAAGCUAAUCUGUCUCCAGAGAGAUCCAUCAAUCUGUUCUACUGUCUGAAUGAACUGAACGACCAAACUCUGGUAAAAGACAUUCAGACCCACCUUAGCAAAGGAAGUCUCUCAUCUGCUGAUCUUUCUCCUGCCCAGUGGUCUGCUUUGGCCUUUGUGUUGUUGACAUCAGAGGAGGAGCUGGAGGAGUUUGAGCUUCAGAAAUUCAAGAAAUCAGACGAGUGUCUCAUUAGAUUAUUGGCAGUCAUCAAAACCUCCAAAAGAGCUCUGCUAAAUGAUUGUGGCUUAACAGACAAAAGCUGUUCAGCUCUGGCUACAGUUCUUGGAUCAGAUACCAGUCUGAAAGAGCUGAACAUGAGCAAUAAUAAUCUGCAGGAUUCAGGAGUGAAGCUGCUCUGCACUGGACUGGAAAAUAUGAAGUGUCAUUUGGAGAUACUGAGGCUUUCAGACUGCAGUAUCACUGAAGAAGGUUAUAAAGCUCUGGCUUCAGCUCUGAGAUCAAACCCUUCACACCUGAUAGAGCUGGAUCUCACAGGAAAUGAUCCUGGACAAUCAGGAGUGAAGGAGCUCAGUGAUUUACUACAGGAUCCAAACUGUCAACUCAAGACACUGAGACUUUCAGACUGCAGUAUCACUGAAAAAGGUUAUAAAGCUCUGGCUUCAGCUCUGAGAUCAAACCCUUCACACCUGAUAGAGCUGGAUCUCACAGGAAAUGAUCCUGGACAAUCAGGAGUGAAGGAGCUCAGUGAUUUACUACAGGAUGGACUCUGUUCAUUAAAGACCAUCAGGUUUUUGAAAAGUCCUGCUGCAGAGGAAGCGUGUGAGUAUCUCACUGGAGUUCUGGGUAAAAGUCCAUUACUACUGAAAGAACUGGAUCUGAGUGGAGAUAAAUUAGGAGAUCUGGAUGGGGAGAAACUCUCUGCUCUUUUGAUGGACUCUCAUAGCAAACUGGAGAAAAUAAUGCUGAAUAAUUGUGAGCUGACAGAGAAAAGCUGUUCAGUUCUAGCUACUGUUCUCUCCUCCAAAACCAUCCUGAAAGAGAUGAACCUGAACAACAGUCGUCUGCUGGACUCAGGAGUCAAAGAGAUCUGUGAGGGACUGAAGAAUCCUGUGUGUGAGCUGAAGAUACUGAAUCUGUGUGAUUGCAGUAUUACAGAGAAACAGUGUCUCAUCCUGACUUCAGCUCUGAAAUCAAACCCAUCACACCUGAGAGAACUGAACCUGAGCUGGAAUAAACUAGGAGACUCUGGAGUGAAAAACCUCAGUGAUCUACUGAUGAACACACAAUUCAAGCUGGAGAAACUAGAUCUGUGUAAUUGCAGUAUUACAGAGAAACAGUGUCUCAUCCUGACUUCAGCUCUGAAAUCAAACCCAUCACACCUGAGAGAACUGAACCUGAGUCUGAAUCAAAUAAAAAACACAGGAGUGAAUCACUUAUGUGACGUACUGAAGGAUUCACACUGUAAACUGGAGAGAUUGAGGUUAAGCUGGUGUUAUAUGACAGAUGAAGGUUGUUCUGCUGUGACUUCAGCUCUGAAAUCAAACCCAUCACACCUGAGAGAACUGAACCUGACAGGGAAUAAACUAGGAGACUCUGGAGUGAAACACCUCAGUGAUCUACUGAUGAACCCACAAUUCAAGCUGGAGAAACUAGAUCUGUAUAAUUGCAGUAUUACAGAGAAACAGUGUCUCAUCCUGACUUCAGCUCUGAAAUCAAACCCAUCACACCUGAGAGAACUGGACCUGAGCAGGAAUAAACUAGGAGACUCUGGAGUGAAAAACCUCAGUGAUCUACUGAUGAACACACAAUUCAAGCUGGAGAAACUAAAUCUGUGUUAUUGCAGUAUUACAGAGAAACAGUGUCUCAUCCUGACUUCAGCUCUGAAAUCAAACCCAUCACACCUGAGAGAACUGGACCUGAGUGGGAAUCAAAUAAAAAACACAGGAGUGAAUCACUUAUGUGACGUACUGAAGGAUUCACACUGUAAACUGGAGAGAUUGAGUCUUUAUCACUGUGGAAUUACAGAUGUUUCUUCUUUAACUCAGUGUUUGACAAACACAAAAGCACUGCAGUUUCUGAAACUGCUUUAUCUGACAGACAAUAAGAUCGGAGACUCAAAGCAGCAGCUCAUUGAUGUGCUACGAGACUCAAACUGUAAACUGAGGUGAGUAAACUUCACUUUC